CCAACCAACCCAUCAUUAUACAUAACCAUCGUCCCUCUCCCUCUCUGUUCCCUAAUUUCUGAAAAGGGUUUCUAGCCAAUUGCUUGUUGAAUGGACUGUUGCCUCUUCUACACUAAAAUUUCUCUUCACCAAUCUUUACCUCUUACGGUGAAGACUUUGCUAUCAUCAUCAACUUGUUUUGUUUUCAACAAUUCCUCAUUCGGCACUUCUUCUGUUGGUUGUAGGAGAUCCUUGUUUGUAGUGGCUACUGGUAGUAGUAGUAGUAAGUGUGAAUUUGGUGGCUUGAACGCGCCGUUAGAACCAGCAACGCCGGCUGGGAGGUUGUUGAGUACUGUGCUUCUGAAUGAUCGCAAGUAUUUCCACGUUGCUGUUCAGAAACAGUUGGAGCAGUUGGCUUACGAACGGGAUGAAGCUGUGGCUCGGAUGAAUCUGAGCUUGGGCUCUGAUGAAGCUUUUCUGCACAGGAGGAUUGCUGAAGUAAAAGAGAUGGAGUGUCAAGCUUCUGUUGAAGACAUUAUGUACAUGCUAAUAUCUUACCAGUUUUCCGGAAUCAGAGUGCACUUGAUUCCCAGGCUUUCAAAAUGCAUGUAUAAUGGCAGGCUUGAGAUAUGGCCUUGCAAGGACUGGGAACUUGAAUCUAUCCAUAGCUGCGAAGUACUGGAAAUGGUUAGGGAACAUCUUACUACUGUUCUAGGAUGGAAAGAGAAGUCAAAUGUGGCAGACAAUUGGACCCCUACUGAAGUACAAAAGUUCAAGCUCUGUCAAGUAUAUGCUGCUUCUGUUUUAUACGGAUAUUUUUUGAAGUCGGCUUCCUUGAGGCACCAUUUGGAGAAGAAAUUUGAUCAUAUCAACCCUUACCUUGAUAUUGCUAGUUACAACCAACUCUUACCUUCAGAAAUUCGGUCCUUAGGAUCGGAGAUUGUUCCCUUUGGUCGCAUCAGUGGCAGACAAUCUACAUCAGUGGGUCAAAUACCACUUCUCCGUGAAAAAAAGCAAGACAAACUGAAGUAUUAUGUGAUGAGUUUUGACCCAGAAACAUUACAGAUGUGCGCAAAACCAAAGUCCAAGGAGGCCCUGAAUCUGAUUGAGAAGCAUAGCUAUGCACUCUUCAGUGAUAAAAAGACAGGUUUGGUGGCGAGUGAUGAAGUAAUUUUGACAUCAAUGGCAAGUUUGAAGAGAAUUGUCUUGGAGGCUAUUGCGUUUGGUUCUUUCCUUUGGGAUGCAGAAGAAUACGUUAGGACUGUGUAUAAGGUUAAAGAGAACUAACUUGGCAGUGAUGUGAUUGUUUUCUAUUGAUGUUGUCAUAUAUAUGUACAUAUACUAUAUAGAAGGUUUCUGGUAUCUGAUACCAAAGGAUUUGUUCUCUGGUAGUCUAUGUCAGAGGAUAUGCUUUGUAAAUUUGAGUUGUAUAGAGCGUCAUCCAUAAUAUGUGAAUAAAUCAUGUAUGGUGUAAAGCAGUUUCAUGA
Molecule: messenger RNA, 1466 nt
Organism: Solanum verrucosum
Lineage: Eukaryota; Viridiplantae; Streptophyta; Magnoliopsida; Solanales; Solanaceae
Product: UV-B-induced protein At3g17800, chloroplastic
Exons: 2
Coding region: 91-1266 (391 amino acids)
Source: RefSeq, a predicted model, not a curated record